ACAUCUGAUAACAAGAAACCGCGGAUGAUUUUCUCUAUUCCUUUUCAGUGGUGAAGGUGAAUUGAUUGAUGAUAAAUAAGCAGGUGAUUGACCGAUCUCUGAUGACUGACUGAUAAGUUUUUGGAUUUUGGCCCACCGAAAUUCCAUUGCACUGCGGGCGGAGUUGGAGUUCAAUCGUCGACUUGGCUACUCGUUCCCGACCGCAUGCCAUGCCAUAGCGAACUCUUCUUCAAGUGAACAGUAAACUUUCUCCAAGAAUUCUUUUGCAGCAAUGGAGGACAAUCAAAUUAGUGCCAUACUUCUGGAAAAUUUUACUUUGCUCUUUAAAUUUAUUAAACCAAGUAAAGAGCUUCAAACCUUGAUGAAAGUAGAAAUGUUCGAUAAACCUAACAAAAUUGCCAUGCUGCAAGCGUUGCACUAUUUAUUGCCAAUUUUUAAGCCAGCCGUUUUUAAAUCCAGAGAAAUCCACUGGCCCCUCUACAAUGCAAAGGAUGAGGCAGACUUUCGCUCUGGUGCCGUUAAAGUUCUAACGCAAUUCAAUUCAGGAAAACAACUAUUCAAGAUCCCGAAAACCAUUAAUUUCAUUUUGUCUUCUGCAAGAGGGGUUAAAGCAGUGGAUUUCUUGUUAGGCUUAACCACAGCUGCAUUGACUUUGACCCUUCAGAAAAACAGUAAAAGUGCGGCAGAAAUGUGUAAUAACUCAAAAACCUUAGAUCCUGUAGCCCAGCUAAAAAUGCAGGCAGAUUUUUGUCAAGAGCAAGAUUCUGAGGAUGCUAAAUUUGAAGAAUUCAUUUCUCAAUCAAAAAUUCAUGAAGAACAAACGCUUAAGAAAAUUGGGGAAUUAAAAGAUGAAAACCGAAAGUUGGUGGAGCAGCUAAGUCAAUAUGUCCUUCAAAAUGAAUGCUUUCCUAACAGUCAUAAAUAUUAUCUUAUGGAUCCGUCUAACAACGAAUGCAUUGAGAAGUUUUUGAAGGAACUGGGUGCUCUGGAAAAUGUUAACCUGAUUCAAUUCCAGAAAAUUCAAAAUUUCAAGCAAGCCAUGAACAAGCUUUCAGAGGCUCUUCAAAGCAUUGAUCUGUCAAAGAAAGACUCAAAUGUUUUUGACAGCCCUCAUGUUUACCCCAAAGAACUUGUAGAUAGCAUAAAUCAGAUGAUCUAUGAAGAAUGGCUGAAAAACAAAUGGACUCCCUGCGAAAACAGACAGCUUAAUUUAUUUGAGUAUAUGAAGGAAGUUAAUACUUUUUUCAAAGAACUUACAAGCUCUAUUCAACUCUCAUUUGAUGGAGCUGAUGGGGUCAGUUUAAAAGAAAAGUAUGAGCAGUCCAAAGAAGAACUAGAAAAACUACGCUCAAUGGCCACAAAUUUGUCAAAUUCAGAAGAAAUGAUAAACGAAAAAACGAGAACCCUGUCAGAUAAAAUCAAGGAAUUAGAGGUUGAAUUAUUUGAUGAUAGUGAUGAAGAGGCAGAUCCUAUUUUUAAAAAUCUAUUAAAUGACUCACCUCAAAUAAGAAUGCCAUCUCUUGAUAAAGAAGUUGAGAAUAUAAAAUAUGAAUUUCUCAUCGAUUCUCCUGCCAUUAAAAAAUUUGCCUCUAAACUACUUCAUCAAUUGAAAACUCAGAAAACGGCUGGUGUUGCCACACCCUGUCACAACGGACCUGCUACUACCAAGAAAAUGUUCACUCCAGGAAACUUCCCUACCACCCCUGUGUUAAAAGAAGCAUCAAUUUGCUCUGAGGAAGCAGCAGCGGGUCCAAGCCACUCAUCUGCCCUCAAUUCAAACCCUAAACCUAUUUUUUGUGAGGAUUCAAAGUCAGAUGACUGGUCACCUAGAGGGGUUUUCAGACUGAAUAGGAGUAUUGCGGAAGACAUAGACAAAGAGGUCAAGCGACUAUCAGAGCAUUAUGCUCCCCCAACUCCUGUAGGUCGCCGACAGUCCUUUUUAACCUUGAUCGAGAGGUACAAAAGAAUAAAAGAAUUGAACGAACCUCUAAACCCACCUUCAUAAAUAAUUUAUUUCUCAAAAUUACUAUUGAUAAAAAAUUAGGUGUCUGCGAAGAUUCGCAUCUUGCGAAACGAAGCGCUAGGUUGGAAGAAGCGAAGAGAAGAUCUCGCGGUAAUUAAAAUUUAAUAGGGGGGAAAAUUUAAUAAAUGUAUCCUUCACAUAAUUCCCGGUGUUCAAUGAAAUUUACCACUGCCGCACGCUCGCUGAUUGUGAGUCGCAACGCCACGAAAUUCCGCGGGUUGCAUUCAUCAUAUUUGAAGGGAUUGUUUUGUCCGCUUCGGUUCGCAGUUGCUUCGCUUUGAAAAACGCCGCUUCACGGACCCCUAUAAAAAACCCUCAGGUUGAUAAUUUGUGAUAUUUACCCCCAAUUUGUGAUAGAGAACAAGGAAAGAGAGAUAUCUUUUAUAAAGCUAACUGCACUAUUAUUAUCAAUAAUUUUAUGUAACAUUUUGUUAAUCUUGGAAUUACCUUCUACCUGGAUUAUUAUAUUAUCAUUAGGAACACAUUUUCAUAUUGUUGAAUAUAAUAUUUUUACACAAUCUGAAAAAAAGGUUUUUCUCAGAAAAAAGAAAUAAUUAUUGGAUAUGUUACAACAUUAUAAUCUGUGAUAACCUGUGUACCUACAAUGUAGAUUUCCUGUCACAUUAAAAUUUUUUGAAGGAUAAUUAGGUAUGUACUGUAUAAUUGUCAUUACAACAAAUAUUCAUUGAUUUUUCUUUGCCUUUCGAAGAAUAUUUUUGUAUCAUCUAUACAAUUUUCUUCCAAAAAUAUUUCAAUAUUUUUUGAUAAUCUAUCGGUAAAAUAAAGAAGUAGCGGAAAUUCGAAAGCAUCACAA
Bemisia tabaci is the source of this 2837-nucleotide messenger RNA. It is a transcript of the gene dgt6, whose product is annotated as dim gamma-tubulin 6. NCBI's taxonomy places the organism in Eukaryota, Metazoa, Arthropoda, Insecta, Hemiptera, Aleyrodidae. The record is from RefSeq and is a predicted model, not a curated record.